This is a messenger RNA of Recurvomyces mirabilis, 942 nucleotides long. RefSeq lists its product as uncharacterized. The transcript has 2 exons. Gene Ontology annotation, cellular component: cytoplasm; cytosol. The record is from RefSeq and is a predicted model, not a curated record. Gene Ontology annotation, molecular function: carboxy-lyase activity; hydrolase activity. Gene Ontology annotation, biological process: secondary metabolic process. Lineage: Eukaryota; Fungi; Ascomycota; Dothideomycetes; Mycosphaerellales; Teratosphaeriaceae. Bases 1 to 942 code for a protein of 313 amino acids.
AUGGUACCGCCUCUCAUUACGCUCGAAGAGCACUUCUUCUCCUCCGCCGUAGGCCACAGCCUAGACGAUAAAUAUGGCGAGCAAUUCAAAGCCAUCCCCGGCCUCGAAGACCAACUUCGCGAUCUAGGUGACCUCCGCCUCUCCUACAUGGACAAAGGCAAAGUCUCACUACAGGUCAUCUCACACGGCCCAGGCACCAUGACCGUCGACCAAUGCCACGCAGCGAACGACCAACUCGUCGCCGCCGUGAAGAAGAACCCAGAGCGCUUUGCCGGCUUCGCUGUCCUGCCCAUGUCUGUGCCCGAAGCCUGCGGACCGGAAUUGGAGAGAACAGUCAAAGAUCACGGCUUCGUGGGCGCACUGAUAGAUUGCCAUGUUAAUGGAAAGUACUACGAAGGCAGCGAAUACGACGAUUUCUGGAUGACGGCCGAACGCCUCGAUGUCCCCAUCUACAUCCACCCGAGCUGGCCAUCAGACGACAUGUCCCCACGCUACCAAGGUGAAUUCACGGCCGGCGCAGCGAAGAGUCUCGGUGCGUCGGGCUGGGGCUGGCAUAAUGAGGUGGCGUUGCAUACUCUCCGUCUCUACGCCUCGGGACUCUUCGAUAAAUGCCCCAAGCUGAAAAUCAUCCUCGGGCAUUUCGGCGAAAUGAUCCCCUUCAUGCUUGAUCGUAUUACGAAAUUAAGUGUAUGGGACGAAAAUAUCUGGAUCACGACUUCGGGUGUUUGGAGCUUGGAUCCGCUGAGGUGUAUUUUGGGGAAUACGAAGAUUGAGCGGAUUUUGUAUAGUGUGGAUUAUCCGUUUGAGAGGAAUGAGAAUGGGUUGGUUUGGAUGGAGGAGUUGGAGCUGAGUGGGUUGGUCACAAGGGAGCAGUUGGAGAUGAUUGCUUAUAAGAAUUCGGAGAAGUUGUUGGGGGUCAAGGCGCCGCGGCGAGAGGGUUGA